CUGUCAGUCAGUACCUAGACCUCAAUGCGAGACGAGAUUUUACGAGUAUCGAGUCCAUGUUUUAAAUAUUUUCUGUUAAAAAACCUGUAAAUUGUGAAAUAUCGGUUGUGUCUCUUCCCUUCAAGUUUUUCACUAGUAGUUAACAAAAUGAUAAUCACCAGGCUCCUCCAUAUCCUGCUUUUGGUUGUUUUCAUCCUUCAAAUCGAAGGACUGUCAAUAGGAAAUUUCGAUAUUCUAGGCGAAUUGUCGAAACAUCAUUUACUAUUACUUGACUCAGCAAUCGACGAUCGUAAAAAUUUUGCAGAUGAGCCUGCUCCUAUGUUUGCUGAGCCAAUACCUAACGUCACAGUUAGCAUUGGUCGAGAUGCGUUAUUGGCUUGUAUAGUAAAUGAUCUGAAGCAUUACCAGGUGGCAUGGGUGAGAGUUGAUACUCAAACGAUUCUUUCAAUCCAUGAUAACGUCAUCACACAAAAUCCACGAAUAUCAUUAUCAUACAAUGAUCAUCGUUCAUGGUAUCUUCACAUAAAAAACGUGCAGGAAAUAGAUCGAGGCUGGUAUAUGUGUCAAAUUAAUACUGACCCAAUGCGAAGCCUCCAAGGAUAUCUUCAAGUAGUCGUACCUCCAAAAAUUAUCGCAAAAGAAACGAGUACCGACAUGGUUGUAAGAGAAGCGUCAAACGUAACGUUAGUAUGCAAAGCGGUCGGAUAUCCAGAACCAUAUGUAAUGUGGCGGCGCGAAGAUGGCAGGAAUAUUAAUUAUAAUGGAGAAAGUGUUAGCGUAGUCAACGGUGAGGUUCUUCAUAUCGUAAAAAUCAGUCGAUUACAUAUGGGCGCUUAUUUAUGCAUAGCAAGCAAUGAAGUACCUCCUUCAGUGAGUGCACGCGUUGAUGUUCGAGUGCAAUUUCCGCCAAUGUUGUCCAUACCAAAUCAAUUGGAAGGAGCCUACAUUGGUCAGGAUGUUACUUUAGAAUGUCAUACAGAAGCUUAUCCUACAUCAAUAAAUUAUUGGACGACGGAGACAGGUGACAUGAUUGUUUCGGGCUAUUACCAUUCGAUUGCAGGUGAAAAAUAUGAAGCGCUAUACACUGAUAGUGGUUACAAUAAGUACAUGAUGCUGAAAAUCCGAAAUGUUGGACCCAAAGAUUUUGGAUCGUACAAGUGUGUCGCGCAAAACUCUCUUGGAGGCACGGAUGGGGUGAUAAAAUUAGAUGAAAUUCCUGCACCAUCAACUACGACAACACAAGCUACCUACUACGUUACUUCAUUAAUAAAAAAAAAUGCAAAAAAUGGAAACAAGAAAUAUCGACAACGACCGAAUGAUUAUGAAGUAGAAGAGUGGCGAGAUAAUGAUUACGAAAGAGACUACGACUCCACAAAAAAGUCACAACUUGAUACCAAAGACAGUGGAUCUAUAAAAAUUUCAGAUUCAUUGCUCGCGUGGCUUCUAUCGCCAUUAUUACUAAUUUCAGCAGGAAGAUGAUAGUUUAGUAAUAAAAAACGCUUCCAGUCAAUGUUUUUUUGAAAACAAACACCAAUCGUUUGAAAUUGGCCGUCGGCCAUUAUAAUACAUAAUUUGCGUACUAAAAUUAUUUUCAUACUGAAAAGCAACCAACCAAAGGUGCAUGAAUAAGGUGACUACACAACAAGCAUGUUUGUAUGUAAUUUAAUGUAUCAAUAUGAUAUAUACUAGAUAGAGAGAUGAAAAUAGAUUGAUAAUAAAAGGAAGAACAUUAUAAAAACGUAUGUAUAAAUUAUAUAUACGCGUAUAGA
Messenger RNA from Cotesia glomerata, 1769 nucleotides. RefSeq names its product lachesin-like. Bases 148 to 1479 code for a protein of 443 amino acids. Lineage: Eukaryota; Metazoa; Arthropoda; Insecta; Hymenoptera; Braconidae. Gene Ontology annotation, cellular component: neuron projection. The transcript has 11 exons. The record is from RefSeq and is a predicted model, not a curated record.